Scleropages formosus (Asian bonytongue) is the source of this 3193-nucleotide messenger RNA. Its product is annotated as nuclear receptor-binding protein-like. The record is from RefSeq and is a predicted model, not a curated record. The transcript is spliced from 18 exons. Gene Ontology annotation, molecular function: protein kinase activity; ATP binding. Lineage: Eukaryota; Metazoa; Chordata; Actinopteri; Osteoglossiformes; Osteoglossidae. Gene Ontology annotation, biological process: protein phosphorylation. Bases 730 to 2340 code for a protein of 536 amino acids.
CACGCCGAUGAAUUUAGCAGGGGAAUGGCGCUGCUCUGUACAUUUAACAGUCGCCAUUGUUUGCUUUUGUAGCUUAUGAUAGGCGACGUACUUUGUCGGCAUAUUGUGGUUACGGAGUUUGUCUAUUUUUGGGAAAACAGUGUUUCAAAACCUUAUGUGUGUUACAAUUUGUUGUAGCUAAUUAGUCUGUCAGUAGGUCGAGCAUCCGAACGAGAGAGCGCCGCAGCUCAGCUAACUGUUAGCUAGUUUUAUUCUUUAACUUAACCUACAACAUUAGUGAGACUACUGUGAGAGGUGCGCGAACGAGCCGGCGUUAAAAGUGUAAUUCCUAAAUUGCUUGUCUGUGCGUCACAAAAAAAAAAAAAAAAAACUUGAAUCAGGUGACCUUGAAGUAACCAAAAGAGGAGAAAAGAGCCGGCGGUGUUCACACACACAGUGUGCCGUGAGGUGAGGAGGACUUCCUGGAACUGUGUUCGAACUGAAGUCAAGUGGACAGUCGACCGUCCUUCUGGUUCUCUGACUGCCGGUCCGACGGCUCCCUGUGUCUGUCACCGGCGUUACAGCCGCAGGAACGGAGGUUUGACUGCGGCGCCGGACUCCGGAGCUGCUAAAACUUCGCAGCUCGGUCGUAUUCGCUGAGCAUUUACCAACCUCAGAGCAAGAGUGGGGAGGGUGCUUUUGGGUGGCUUCAGAACAGAGAGGAGGUUUGGCAGAGAAAGACCAGAAGCGAUGUCGGAUGGUGACGGGAGAUCCGUACCUGUCCCGGGCCUGGAUGUCAGGUCUGAGUCAGGGGCUUCUGCCACAAGCAGUCAGGGGGUCUCCUCCAUGUCCCCGCCUGCAUCUGCUGUUGCCCAGGGCCCCUCCGCAUCUGCUGCUGCCACAGAGGAUGAGGAAGAGGAGAGUGAAGAUGAGUCAGAGAUCCUUGAAGAAAGCCCCUGUGGCCGCUGGCAGAAACGGAGGGAGGAGGUGAACCAGCGCAAUGUCCCUGGGAUUGAUAGUGCUUACCUGGCCAUGGAUACAGAGGAAGGUGUGGAAGUGGUAUGGAAUGAGGUCAUGUUCUCAGAAAGGAAGAACUUCAAACUUCAGGAGGAGAAGGUCAAAGCUGUGUUUGACAAUUUGAUCCAGCUGGAGCAUGCCAACAUUGUGAAAUUUCACAAGUACUGGGCAGAUGUGAAGGAGAACAGGGCCCGAGUUAUCUUCAUCACAGAAUACAUGUCUUCUGGAAGCUUGAAGCAGUUUCUGAAAAAGACGAAAAAAAAUCACAAAACUAUGAAUGAAAAGGCCUGGAAGCGAUGGUGCACUCAGAUCCUGUCUGCGCUCAGUUACCUCCACUCAUGUGACCCACCCAUCAUACAUGGAAACCUUACUUGUGACACCAUUUUCAUCCAGCACAAUGGGCUGAUCAAGAUUGGCUCAGUGGCUCCCGACACUAUCAACAACCAUGUCAAAACCUGUCGGGAAGAACAGAAAAACUUGCACUUUUUUGCACCUGAAUAUGGAGCUGUAGCUGAUGUCACUACAGCAGUUGAUAUUUAUUCCUUUGGAAUGUGUGCAUUGGAGAUGGCUGUGCUUGAAAUUCAGAGCAAUGGAGAGUCCUCUUAUGUAUCACAAGAAGCUAUUAUUAGUGCCAUUCAUUCCCUGGAGGACCCUUUGCAACGAGAGUUCAUUCAAAAAUGUUUGGAGGCAGACCCCUUGAAGCGGCCCACGGCUAAGGAGCUGCUGUUUCACCAAGCCUUGUUUGAGGUGCCGCAGCUCAAGCUGCUGGCCGCACACUGCAUCGUCAGCCAUCAGCAUAUGAUUCCUGAAAAUGCCUUAGAAGAGAUCACCAAGAAUAUGGAUCCCAAUCUUGUGAUAGUAGAGUUCAAGGAAGGGGUUCAACUGAAGCUUUCCCAGUUUCCUGCACUAGAGUUAGACAAGUUUCUGGAAGAUGUGAGAAAUGGAAUCUACCCCCUCACAGCUUUUGGAAUGCCCUGUCCACAGCAGCCACAGCAGGAGGCCGUGACAUCUCCCAUCAUUCCCCCCUCUGUGAAAACCCCAACACCAGAGCCUGCAGAAUUGGAAACCAGAAAGGUUCUUCAAAUGCAGUGUAAUAUUGAGCCAGUAGAAGAAGGGGCCAAACAUCAUCUUACAUUGCUACUGAAACUGGAAGACAAGUUGAAUCGGCAUCUAAGCUGUGACUUGUUACCAAAUGAGAAUGUACAGGAACUGGCCAUGGAGCUUGUUCAGCUGGGCUUCAUCAAUGAGGGGGAUCAAAUGAGGUUGGCCUCUGUCAUGGAAGAAGCCUUCAACAGAUUUUACCACCGUAAUGGCUCUCUGAACCCAGUCACUGUGUCCUCAUAGCAGACCUGGCACACAGCAGCUGGCCACCAUGCCCUUAUCAUUCUUCUACAGCACUGGACUCUGCUUUGCUCAUGUAAUGAACCUGGAAUAUGCUUGCAGAGACACCACAGGGGGAAGGGGUAGUUGUAUGGCUUGGAGAGGAAAAACUCUCACUGGGGUCAUACUAUUAUAUUAUCUCCCACCCCAUGUCAAUUUCUGCUUCUGUUCUUUGAAAUGAAAGUCAAACACAUUCUCAUUGUCAGUAUUAUCAGCUGUAUUUGAAAGCUUUUCUUGUGUCUGUGCAACGGUUCGGCAGCUGUAUGAACGCAAACACAGCCUUGUGCUCUCUCGUCCUGCUAGUACUGCACGCUGCCUUCCGUGUGCCAUGGGCGUCCGUUUCAGUGUCCAGCACAUGUGCUUAUGUUCUCUCAACUUACAUUUCCCACCACCCUCAAUUUCUGGUGGAUUUUUUUUUUUUUUAAAGCAGCUGGACAAAGAUGGGUUCCCCCCCCCCCCCCCUUUCUUCUCCUUCUGUAUGAACAAAAAAGGUUUACCGGGGUUCUAACAUGCACCCACUGAUGCUGAGCCAAGACUGUGAAAGGGAGAGGAGCGCAGGCAGAGUUGAUAGAAAAUAUGAAAUUGAUUUUUAUCUUUCUUUUUGUGAUCCAUUAUGUGCUGCAGAUGUUUCAGCUCAAAAAUAGCAGUUUUUUUGUGAAUGUAUGCUUCCAGUUCCUGAAUGGCCGUUUCUGAAAAAAGGCACUUGACCAUUAUCAAUUUCCAACGUUAAAUGUUUUUGCACAAAGUAAAAGCAGUUUCAUUUCAGUUAAACUUAAUCCCAGACACUUAAAGUAGUCUCCCAUUUUUUUUUUUUUUU